Jatropha curcas is the source of this 1573-nucleotide messenger RNA. NCBI's taxonomy places the organism in Eukaryota, Viridiplantae, Streptophyta, Magnoliopsida, Malpighiales, Euphorbiaceae. The record is from RefSeq and is a predicted model, not a curated record.
CACUCGGGAAGCAUUUCUGAGUACAAGUUUCAUGAAUCAAACCAAGUUUCAUGAAUCAAACAAGUUUCUGAGUACAAGUUUCAUGAAAAACAACACAAAAUUUCUUCCUUGAACAAAAUUUUCUCUCUAGAAUUCCUAGGAUUUAGAUUUUCCUUUCCUAGAGAGUGAGAGAGAAGAGAAAUAAUGUACAAGACAAAGCUUCAGGAGCUUUGCCAGAAGAGACAAUGGGCAUUGCCCAAGUACUCCACCAUGAAAGAUGGCCCAGAUCACAAUCCUCGCUUCAAAUCCUCUGUUUCUGUCAAUUCCCAUUCCUUUGAUUCUCCUUUUCCUUACAAAUCCUCCAAGCAAGCCCAAAAUGAAGCCGCCAAGAUCGCCUUUCUCCACUUUACCUCUCCAUCUCCAGGCAUUAAAACAAAUUUUCUCAUUUGCUGUUCAGAUUCCUUAAUCUCAGUUGAACCAAAUGUUCCAGAAACAUACAAUAGCUCUGAUACUCAAUCUCAUGAUUUGACUGUGGAAAAUGCAGACUCAUGUCAAUACAAGAGCCAGUUGCAGAGCUACGCUUACUGGCAAGGUUUCGAUUUCCCAUUGUAUUCGAGCAUUACUGAAGGUUCGGGUCGCUCUACUUGCUUCAAGGCUACAGUCAUAAUUGAUGGACAUGCUUUUGAGAGCCCACAUUUCUUCACAACUUUGAACGAAGCAGAAAAUUCUGCUGCAAAGGCUGCUUUAAUGUCAAUUUUGACAGAUAACUUUCAAGAGGAUGACUCUGGCUCCUACAAGAAUCUACUGCAGGAGACGACCCAAAAGGAAGGUCUCUCCAUACCACUAUAUAAAACUAUAAAAACUGGUCCAUCUCACCUGCCAACAUUCUUUUCCUCUGUGGAAGUAGAAGGAAAGAAGUACUAUGGCAAGGCAGGAAAUUCCAAAAAAGAAGCAGAGGUAAAAGCUGCUAAGGUUGCUUACACAUUUCUCAAAGAUAGUGCUAUGAGUAAAACUUCAGAGAUUACUUCCUCUACGCUCGUAACUGAUGAAUCUCUUGAGUCUGAGCAACAUUCUGCAGCAGAAAGUAAAGAUAAAAGUGAAGAAGUAAAUCUGCCUGAAGCAAUACAAACCAAUCUCAGAAUUGACUCCAAAGAUCCCAUUUUGUCACAUUCAGCAUCAGUUAAGCAGAAAAUGGAAGCUGAAAACUUUGACUCAUCAUCUUCUUGUUCUAAACCUGUUACUACUGUGACACAAAUUGACAUUUCUGAUUUCUCAAUUUCAAGCUCAACAAUGGGGAAGACUACAGCUCCUGGGAGUUACCUGCUAUGUGAAAGGGUUAGAGUGUAUUUAUCUUAUCCCAACAUUACUUUUCCUAAGGGCAUUACAGUACUGCCAAUUAGUGAUGAUAAAUGGGUAGCAGUGAGCUUGGAGUUCCCAAAUGAACAAAGUUAUUAGUUUCCAGAAAGUUUGCUUUUUAGGAGAUUUUAAUAUUUUGAGCAUAUUAAGAGAAAUUAUAAUGCAAAUAAUGUAAUUUCACUAUUCAAGAUGAUGGUGUAUUUCUCCUGAAAUAAAAUAAUUAAAAUUACCAUUUUUU